This is a messenger RNA of Cooperia oncophora, 1158 nucleotides long. The record is from the annotation of a GenBank genome assembly. NCBI's taxonomy places the organism in Eukaryota, Metazoa, Nematoda, Chromadorea, Rhabditida, Trichostrongylidae.
AUGGGGGUUAUCUGCGCUGCUGCAUACCUUAUCGUCAUGUUUGUCUUCAUCCCAUUCCCAUUCAUUGAGUGGAUUGGAGCAGAGAAUGCCUUCCCUCAUACGAAAUUCCUUGCAUUUCUGUCUGCAUUGAUUUCUAUAUGUACCGCCAUUCUGUUGGGAUUCGCUGAUGAUGUACUAGACCUGAAAUGGCGCCACAAAUUGGCUUUUCCUACCCUUUCGUCCUUGCCUAUUCUCAUGGUCUACUAUGUGUCAGGAAGUUCGACUACGGUGAUAAUACCUUCCGUUGUGCGUACACUGCUAUCUUCCAUUGUUCCUACGUCCAUUUUCCCAACUAUUCCUGCCUGUAUUGACAUAAAUAUCUUCUACUAUGUGUUUAUGUGCAUGGUAGUGGUCUUCUGUACCAAUGCCAUCAAUAUUCUUGCUGGGAUAAAUGGACUGGAAAGUGGGCAGGCAAUCGUAAUAGCUGUUAGUGUUGUGGCCUUCAACCUGGUGCAGGCACGUAUUUGUCAUUUUCCAUGUUUGUGCUGCAAUUCUAGUAAACAAGAAAGUAUUUUCCAGAUAAGCCGCUUGGAUGAAUGCUGGGACCAUAUGUUGUCGUUAUAUUUCCUUAUACCUUUUCUCGCUUGUACACUGGCCCUUUUCCAGUUCAACAAUUAUCCUGCACGUGUAUUUGUUGGUGAUACCUUCUGUUACUGGGCAGGAAUGACACUUGCUGUUGUAUCUAUCCUGGGUCAUUUCAGCAAAACGAUGAUCCUAUUCCUAAUUCCGCAGGUAUUCAACUUUCUAUACUCCAUUCCACAAUUAUUCAAACUGGUACCGUGUCCAAGACAUCGCCUGCCGAAAUACGAUGGGGCAACGGAUACGGUUGAUAUAAGCGUUGCUCAAUUCAAAGAAAAAGACUUGAAGUUGCUGGGUAGGGUCACACUCAAAGUAUUCUCUUCUUGUGGAAUACUAUACAGCAAGGAAUUCGAGAGAGAUAGUGAACGAUGGCAAGAAAUCAACAAUCUAACCAUUUUGAAUCUGGUACUGAAGUUUACUGGUCCACUCCACGAGCAGACUCUUACUAACGUUCUUCUUUCAAUUCAAGUGAUUUGUUCCGUUUUCGCAUUUUUCGUUAGAUUUUAUCUUGCAUCGUUUCUUUAUGAUGUCGUAUAUUGA